Molecule: messenger RNA, 1659 nt
Organism: Purpureocillium lilacinum
Lineage: Eukaryota; Fungi; Ascomycota; Sordariomycetes; Hypocreales; Ophiocordycipitaceae
Cellular component (GO): cytoplasm
Molecular function (GO): ubiquitin protein ligase activity; zinc ion binding
Source: RefSeq, a predicted model, not a curated record
AUGGCGACGGAUCCUCCGCCCGCGCCUGCGGCCACCGAAAACAAUGGCGAGGUGACGGUGUCCGGGCGGAGCAAUAGCUUCUCCCAGCUGUCUGAAGACUCUCAGACCGCGGCAGACUUCAUCCGCAACCAAGAGCUCCUGGAGGCCGACGCACGCGAGGCCCUCCCCUACAGCAUCGAAAGCUGCACCAAGAUCCUCGGCCCCCUGCGACAGAGCGUCUUCGCCUGCAUGACAUGCAACCCGCCGCCCUCCAAGCCCCAAGACCCCUCCUGGACCCCCGCCGGCGUCUGCUACGCGUGCUCGGUGCAGUGCCACGGCGAGCACACCCUCGUCGAGAUCUUCCAGAAGCGAAACUUCACAUGCGACUGCGGGACGACGCGCAUCCCCGCCACGAGCCCCUGCGCCCUGCGCGUCAACGAGCAGACCAAUACCAAGGGCGGAGUGCACUCCGAAGAGCCCGACGUCAACAACAAGUACAACCAAAACUUUCGCAACAGGUUCUGCGGCUGCGAGUGCGACUAUGACCCCUUCCAGCAGAAGGGGACCAUGUUCCAGUGCCUCGGGCUGGGCACCGUCGAGACCGGCGGCUGUGGCGAGGACUGGUACCACCCCGGGUGCCUCGUCGGCAUGGGCCCCAAGUGGUACGAGAAGAUGGAGGGAUACAAGAACAAGCGAGCGAGCGGCACCGCUUCAGCUGGCAACGGUCUCACUACCAUUGCUGAGGGAGACGAGGAGCGGCAAGUACCAGCGCAGGAUGAUGCGGAUGUCGCCGUCGUCGACGAAGACGAUGAGCCGCCGAUGCCACCGGGUUUCCCGGAAGAAGACGACUUUGAGGGCUUCCUGUGCUACAAGUGCGUCGAGUCCAAUCCCUGGGUCAAGAAGUACGCCGGUACAUCUGGAUUCCUGCCAGCCGUCUUCCUCGACUCGGCGACAACCGCUCCAACGCAAGUAGAGGAGCCCGUCAAAGUGGAGGAGCCCGCGUCCAAGAAGCGCAAGGCCGAGGACGACGUCGACGAGGAGGCCGAGGCAAAGCGCGUCAAGAGCGAGGACGGCGCCACGGUAGAGCCAUCCGCGAACGGUGCUGACGCUGCUGCACCCGCCGCCAGCUCCGUUCAGACACCGUCUCAAGAGGAACCGGCUCCAGCCAGCCCUACCGGGUGCAAGCUGCCCAACCUGCCCGCCGCGCCCGCAACCCGCUUCUCGCUCUUCUUCAAGGAAGAUUUCCGCGACAGGUUCUGCCGCUGCACCGAGUGCUUCCGCACCAUGAACGCGCACCCGCAGCUCCUCGAGGAGGAAGAGGUCUACGAGCCACCCAUGUCGGACGGCGGCGACGGCGCUUCACAGCACGGCGGCGGGUCCACGCACGGCAGCGGCAGCCUGCUCGAGCGCGGGGAGAGCGCCCUGCGCAACGUGGACCGCGUGCGCGCCAUCGAGGGCGUCAUGGCCUACAACCACCUCAAGGAGCAGCUCAAGCCCUUCUUCCAGCAGUUCGCCGAGAGCGGCAAGGCCGUCGGCGCGGAGGACAUCAAGGCCUACUUUGCGAAGCUGCGCGGUGACGAGCAGGGCAUCCAGGAGGCGGGGCGGGCGGCCGCAGAGUCCAAGGACGGGCCGUCGGACGCAGAUGGGGGGGACUCGAGGCGCGAGCAGAGCGGUUACUAG